Yamadazyma tenuis ATCC 10573 is the source of this 273-nucleotide messenger RNA. It is a transcript of the gene DYN2, whose product is annotated as dynein light chain. Gene Ontology annotation, molecular function: dynein intermediate chain binding. The record is from RefSeq and is a predicted model, not a curated record. Gene Ontology annotation, cellular component: cytoplasmic dynein complex. Gene Ontology annotation, biological process: microtubule-based process. Lineage: Eukaryota; Fungi; Ascomycota; Pichiomycetes; Serinales; Debaryomycetaceae.
AUGUCUGAAAAGCAAACACCCGUUUUGAGGGUCGCCGACUUGCCCGAUGAGAUCCAGACUAAAGUGUUUGAACUUGCGCUGGAGGCAACUGAUAACUACAAGGUUGAAAAGGAGAUUGCUGCGUACAUGAAGAAAGAAAUGGACCAAUUAUAUGGACCCAGCUGGCAUGUUAUUGUGGGUGAAAGUUUUGGCUCGUAUGUGACCCAUGACCAGGGGUGUUUUACAUACUUUUACCUUGGAGAAUUGGCAUUUUUGGUAUUCAAAAGUGGAUAA